UGUCCAAGUGCUUAACCCCAUCCUUCUCUGUCCUUUCUCUCGCUCUCUCUCUUCCCCACCACCAUCAUCACUUUACUCUCUCUGUUCAUCAGGAGAUCUCAUUCUAUUCUCCCCCAUUUCAAACCCUAGAAUCUCAAAUCACAAAUUCCACAACCAACUUCAUUUAUGGCGAGCUUCAGUCUCUCCAGGUCACUCCUGGUCCUACUCCUGAUUGUCAUCUCAUUGUUCUCAACAUUCUCGAUUUCGGAAGCUACCUCGUUCACUUUCUCGUUCACGAGUUCCAAUAAAAAUGCGAGCUUUGAGUCUCAAGACAUUGCCCUGUUCGGCGACGCUAAGCUCGUCGAUAACGGAUCUUCGAUUCAGCUGACUGACUCGGUGAUUCACGGUGGUGGGCGAGUCAUCUACAAGAAACCCAUUGAGUCCGUGAAGGAUAUAGGAAACGAGUAUUUCGCGGGAUUCUCUACUGUUUUCUCCUUCUCCAUAUCUCCUGGUGGUGGUAGACUCGGGUUUUUCGUGUUUCCUGUUAACGGAACGUUUGAUCACUCUCUAUUCCAAGUCAAGUUCGAUACUUCUGACAAAUUCACCAAGUUUGGAGAUCCGAGUGUGGCGGUGAUUGUUGAUGGUGCUACGGUUCCUGAGAAGAUUCUCAGUUUCAAGAUGGCAAACUUGGUGAAGACGGAGAAGGUGUUGUUGUACGCUUGGAUUAAUUACCAAGCUGGUGGCAAGUUCUUGGAAGUCCGGUUAAGCAAAUCUAAAAGCUUUGAAUCUGUUCUUCCUCUUAUGUUUGAUCGGAUUGAUUUGUCAGCAAUGUUGAAAGUUGAGGAUGAGUUCAUGGUUGGUGUCAAUUCGUAUAGUGGAAACGUUAAUCUACAUUCUUGGAGCUUAGAGGUGAGACGCUCCGAGUAUGAACACUCUUGGGCGGUGGUAUUGGUGGAAGAACGUAUAAAACAGGAGGCUGCGAAGAAGAGGAGAAAAGAGAGGAUAUGGGAGAUUGUUACUUGCUUCGUCAUGACGUUUGGAUCAACAGGGCUUGUCUUCUUUGCCAUGAUGCAUAUUUGGGCAGCUUUCAAAAGAAACAAGCUUGCUAUGGUGAUGCAAGAGGAGUGUGGGAUCAAGACCAAGGAGUUUGGGUAUGCGAAGAUGGACAAAAUGGAAGUUGUGAUGAGUAAAGCCAAUGCGAAACAAGAAAGGAAGUGAAAGUCAAGUUUGUGUGUUUUUUUUUGGUGUGUUUAGGAUAAGUCAUCUUUUAUGUAAUCAAGUAGAUUCUUGGGACUGUAAUGGUAACUAGUUACCCACGACGAGUUUCUUCACUGGCUAAUGUAGUCCCCUUAUCUUCAUGUGUGUAAGCUUGCAAUGUUAUUAUUACUCUUUCGCAUUUUUAAUUUAA
Molecule: messenger RNA, 1387 nt
Organism: Camelina sativa (false flax)
Lineage: Eukaryota; Viridiplantae; Streptophyta; Magnoliopsida; Brassicales; Brassicaceae
Molecular function (GO): carbohydrate binding
Source: RefSeq, a predicted model, not a curated record